AUGUAUCCAAAUUGGCUCGUUCUGCUCCACUUGCUGCUGGUUUGUUUGGGAGUUGGUUCGCAAAUGUUUGCACAGCCGCUGACAAAGAACCACAGCAGCAGCGGCAUUCUGAGCAUCAAUCGGGCGGAGGGACAACAGAUCGAGGAGGCCGCUCUGCAGCAGCAUCUGCAACAAAUCACGGGCAGCGAGGCGUUGGCGUCAUUGUUGCUCGAGUUACUGGGCCAAACUGUGCCAAAUUGGCAGGAGCAACAACAGCCCUCCCACCAGCAACAUCAGCCCACCCACCAGCAACAACAGGCCACAAAUCAACCGCAACAACGGGGGCAACACUUUUUUGUUUAUGAAAAUGCCGCGGGUCAACCACCUCAAAUAUUGGCCGGGUUCAAUGGCGUCAAUGUGCAACCUGAACCGCCCAGCCUCCAGCCAAAGCCAAAGCAAAGGCCAAUUCAGACUGAACAACAAUAUGUAGGAGCCGGGCCAAAAAUCGUUGAGGCGCCGCCAGCCGCAGCCGUUUGGGCGCCGGAGCUCAAGAGCCACCCGCCCCCAUCCCCGGGAGUUGCAGCGCCAGCAAGUUGCCAACUCAGCGGCAAUCCAUCGCAAGUUGCCGCCGUUGCAGGCAGGCCCAGUGCCACGCCCUCUACGCCCCCGACGCCCAUUUUGGGGAGUGGCUACGAGACGAUCCCGUUGCUCAGUGCCAUGGCGCUCAAGGCGACAGCUGGUUAA
This is a messenger RNA of Drosophila suzukii, 723 nucleotides long. RefSeq lists its product as uncharacterized. Lineage: Eukaryota; Metazoa; Arthropoda; Insecta; Diptera; Drosophilidae. The record is from RefSeq and is a predicted model, not a curated record.